This is a messenger RNA of Dermacentor andersoni, 11913 nucleotides long. RefSeq lists its product as uncharacterized. Gene Ontology annotation, molecular function: protein binding. The record is from RefSeq and is a predicted model, not a curated record. NCBI's taxonomy places the organism in Eukaryota, Metazoa, Arthropoda, Arachnida, Ixodida, Ixodidae.
CUCCGUUGAUUGAGGUGACCGAUGCUUCAAGUCCGCCAAAUCAUCUUUUUCUAGAGGAAACUGGGGCAAAAGUUACGAGGCUUUGUGGCUCGUAAGUGUAUUCUUUUAUUGGCCUGCCGUUUUCGCUAAUUAUAUGCCUAACAUUACGACUGGCUCUUAUCUGUCCUUACCAUGAUUUGCAACGUACCAACGCUUUUUUUUUUUUUGUGUGUGUGUGUGUGUGAAUACGGUGUCUGCAUCCCGAGCAUAGCGGCCCAGGGCUCGUGCAAGGUGGCGUUGCGGGGUUCUCUCGCUUUGUUGGGCUUCGGUUGUCGCACUGACCGUUUCACGACUGUGGCGAUCCCUCUCCUCCGCGGCUAUCGCACCCCGCCAGCCGCGGGAUUCGAGGUGCCUGCGGGAGAGUUCACAGAGGGCUGGACCGGCGGCUUCUGUUUGGGCGAGCGAAAUAGCGGUGCGUUGCGAUUGUCUUUGGCACGAUGAAGUCCUUCUGCUGGAGACCACAGUUUGCGAGGAAAAAGGUUCUGUUCUCAGGCGAGGACCUCCAGUCAAACGCCGAGAUGAGCAGCCAGGCCAAGAUCCGCAGAAAGAAGCAGACGCUCGAGAAGAUCAGCAUGCCCAACUACAGCCAGAAGGACCCGAAGACCUUCCGCACCAGUAUGCACAUGGAAGUAGUCGAAGACAACGAUGAAGGCGCGCACGACACGCAGCCGCCCUCGGAGAACGCGAGCACCAUCGUGAUCCAGACGACGCCCAAGAGCCCCGACGGAGCCCGGGGCACGCCCACCGCCGAGCAGCCACACGAGCAGCGGGACAAGCCGGCCAAGCCCGGCGUAUGGAGCCCGUGGUCGAAUGACACCAGUGUCAGCGAAGUGAAGAUGGAGCAAGCGAACGGUACUCUCAAGGUCAGCGCCGAGGGCGGGAGCGCGUCGUACGCGGCUGACGUCGCGAAUGGCAGCGUCACGCCGGGAUACCGGCCCGUCAAGUUCUCGCCUACGGCGCAUUUGGUGCCGAAUCCGAUGCAGUCGCAGGCACCACAGGACAGAGGAGCCGCCACUCCACCCUCUCCCACAGCAGCGCUCAAGUCUUGCUGGAAUCCCAUUGUAAGCCAGCUCAAGGAGCAGCACUCACCGCGGGCUGAGCAGCACCAGCAGCAGCGGACGCCCCCACUGCUGCCUGCCGGCACCACAGCAUCCCCACUGAGUACCCCAGGAACGCCUCCAAUGGUGUAUCCCAUACCGCCACCCCCGCCUGCGUACCCAGCACAGCAGCCUCACAGGAGCCCCUCAGGCUUGCCCCCAUCUCAGAGCCCCACAGUCACUUUGCUGCAGAAGGCACGAGAAGGCCAGAUUCCCAAGGGAGCCCUUUACAUUGAUGACCACCACGACAACUACGCUGCUUGUGGACAGCGCAAAGGUGAUGAGAAAGGCAAAAAAUCACUUGAGAUGGCUUCGACACUGAAACCUCAACACACAAAAAAGCCACAGCAACGCACGCAUCCACUGACAACACACCCUCGGCGACCUGGUGCACGACCGAACGAGCCAUAUGUGUACGACCAGAGGGUGACAGUGGAAGGUGACAGGGUGCACACUGACACCUACUAUGCCAUGCCUACUGCGAAGGAGGUGUCAUCGGGACACCGCACCACCAUCCCUGCACCGCCGAAGUACGAGGGCAUUGGGCCCACCAUAAAUGGCAUCCCUGUAGGAUUGCGCACUGAGAGGAGGUACCAGAAUGUCAAGGACGAGUAUGCCAGUGAUUGGUACAAGACCAUGUUCAAACGGCUACAUAAGUAUGGAAGUGGUGACUACCAGACUGUUGUUGACUACAGGAGGAGAGGUAACCAACACAGUGACGGAUACAUGUCAGAGCCAGAUUUUUCAAGAGAUGAUGAUCGGCCCAUGUUUGGUGGGAAGGGAGCCAAGAGGGCCAUCAACAGGAGUUAUGCGAACGGCCUGUCCACAAUGCCUGGCUCCUACAAGAUUCAGCCACGCAGUAUAGAAGAAUAUGAACCUGGCCACUCAUCUAUUGCUGAAAGAGAGGCGGCCUUUAGCUCUCGGUACUUGCCUCCUUUGGAUACACCAAAGCCAAAGUACACCCUGAGUGAUGGCUAUGAGUCUGACUCAACACUGAUUCGCAAGACUGGCAGCCGGAUGAACCACCUGGACUCUCGUCAGCAGCGGGAGUGGUACAAGGCAGUACAGCGUGGAGAAGACAUACCACUCGAAGGUCUGGGAAAACCAGCGCCCCAGAAGCCACCAGAGCCUGUCAUUGGACCGUACCCUCCUCCGGACAAUUCUGACCUCGACGAAUAUGAAGCUCAGCUUCACCGCUACCUGGAGUCACAGGUAAACAUUCACUACCAGACACCUGUGCGCACAGAGGAGAAGGAGUACAUUGAUGAAGAGGAGCUUCGUCGGAGGCAAGAAGCUGCUAUGCGAAAGUUUUAUGAGGACGAGUUCCACAAGAAGCAGCAGCGCCAGUCAGCAGAGCUGGAAAUGAGACGGCACAACGACAACUUGUUGCCAUCACAGAAGUCUCCAAUCCCGCUCGACCGGUACGAGAACUCUUUCGAGCCGACUGUGAGUCGAACAUACCGACCAUCCGAGCCGAAAACCCUGGCAAAGGUGCUAUACAACUUCUUUGCCCAAUCCCCCAAGGAGAUCAACCUGCGCAAGGGCGACCUCGUGUACAUCCGGCGCAAAGUGGACGCCAACUGGUACGAAGGGGAACACCACGGCCUCGUCGGCAUCUUUCCCGUCAGUUAUGUUGAGGUGAUUCCUGCUGAAAGUGCGCACCUGCAGCCAAAGCGUGCUCUGGAAGGCUUGGCCCGUGCCAAGUUCAAUUUCUCGGCCCAAACACCUGCUGAGCUGUCCCUCUUCAGGGGUGAGACAGUGGUGUUGGUGCGGCGAGUCGAUGCCAAUUGGUAUGAAGGCCGCAUGGGCACCAAGCGAGGUAUCUGUCCUGCUGCGUACCUUGAGGUCAUAUCGGAGCCACAAGAGAUAGUGCCAACGACUGUGUCACCCAAGCCACCUGCAAGUCCAGUGUACGGCCCCAUUGUGAGUGAUGCCCGGCCCCAGAGGAGUCCAGCCAGCUACAGCCCACAGGGUCGUCGCAAGGAGAGCCCCCUGCUGACAUCAAGCGCUUUGCACGUGGACAGCUGCGAGCCUAUAUCGUACCGUGUGCUGUACAGCUACCGGCCUCAGCACGAAGAUGAGCUGGAGCUUCGGGAGGGUGACACAGUGCUGGUGAUGGAGAAGUGCGACGAUGGAUGGUACCUGGGAAGCUCUCUGCGCACGGGCCUCUUUGGCACCUUUCCCGGCAACUACGUCGAACGGAUAUAAGCAGCGUGCCACAACAUGGAGAGUCCAGGAGCAGAAGGUGAUGUCCCUGCUGGUCAACAAUCACUGCACCUCUCAAGCACUGUGCGCUGUGAAGCUUACCUGCAGCUGAUGUUCAUGGCUACCUUUGUUCUUUCGUUGUUAUCUGUCAUUUUUUGCCUUGAGGCAGUGAGCGUACUUGCUCUGGCCCCUAAGGGGUGUCUUAAUUCCCAUCCACUUGGUGCCAGACGUCUUCGAGAUGGUGACUUUGUGACCGUUCACUGGGUGCCUGUUGUAACUAGUUCUUGAACUGACUGUGGUCACUUUAGCUGAAGAGUUGGAAGAGUAAUCAUGAGUGCACUCAUAGACUAGGUGAGAAACUAGUAGGGCGUAGUAUAACUGCAAAAGAAACUAAUAGGCUGUACUUGAAUAGUUUAGGUAUGGUUUUCUUUAUUUUUUUUCUGUAUAAUUAUUGCAAAUGCUGUCUGUGUUUUAGAACAUUUAUGUCUUGUUAAUGUUGAAGUUUUGUUUUAAUUGUUGCUUUUGAACACUUCUCUUGUUUGGAUAGCUUCAAAGUAAGGAGGCGGCAUGCGACUGUUAUUGCCGAGGUGAUUUUGUCCUUGUCGCACUGAAGGCCACUCAUUUUUAUUCAGCCCCCACCUGCAUAAAUGUACGGGUUCCAUCUCAUCUUGAAAGAGCAAAGACUGAAUUAGUGUCGACCAGGAGCAGCAUUUUGCACAACAUUGCCAACCAUAAGCCUAAGCCACAGCACGCAGUUGUGCGAAACAUUGCACGUGUAUAGCAUUUGCCCAUGCAUUCUGCUUCCUUCCAUCUCAUUGGAGCAAUUGCAAGGCAUUAGUUCAUAGCAUACAUGUUUUAAAUCAUAAGUAAACUUACUUUAUUUCACAAUUGUCAGUUGAAUGCGAAAAGCGGCAUUAUCAAAAUGAAUACAGUAGAACCUCGUUUGUACGUUGUGGAAAAAACCGCCAGAAAAAACACACUAAUUGGGAAAACGUAUCAUCCGAAGUAACUAAAAAAAAAAUUCUAUGGACUCGCCUAUUGUUGACAUCUACAUACUGCAAAGCAUCGCACGGAUCGUUGCGGCACGAGACGGCGACGCGCGUGGAGCUGGUAGUGCUCCAGUGGCCCGAGAUGCUUUUUGUUGAUUUCCAAUUGCGUGUUGUUUUAAGAGAGGGCAACGGGAAACCAAAACAAAAUCGAGCUGGUGGGCGAUGCCGCUUGCCACUGAAGCAAAACGUGAUGCCCAGAUCGCACCACCUGCAGCAGGGAACGGCAACGUGCUUGCAUUAUCGUCUACUAAAAGCAUGCAGUACGCUACCAAUGGCACUACGCACCACACGCUGUAAAACAGAUAGGUGAAGAUGCUUAUUGCAAUAGGUUUGGCUGCAAUAUCUGUGAAUGUGGCGUGCGACGACCCGGGUGGAAGUUUGCUGGUACCGAAAUGAGAAACUGAGUGUGCGCCGGUGUUUUUACGUGAGACGGGCAGGCGAGUAUUAUGGUGAAGCCACUGCAGUGGGCAGCUAUAUACUGUUCUCAAUCGCGUGCGCCUCGUGCAUUUUCUUGUUUACAUGGGAUCUAGCGGCCACAAAACGUAUCGUGCGAUCACAGUUUGGCAACGUACUGAACGUUGGUGCCGAAAAAUCGUGUUUUCCGGGAACGUAUGAACCGGUAAAAAAUGAGCGUAGCUCUAUUGGGUCAUUUUUUUGUGUUCGCGAUUGCGAAUGUUGGUGCUGGGAAAACGUACGUAAUGGGAACAUAUCAACGAGGUUCUACUGUAUUUAUGGCUUGUUGGCCAUGAGUGGAGUUGAAGCGUGAAAUGUCCCAAGGGACAGGGAACCGGACAUAGACAAGCAGUUGUCUAUGUUUGGUUCCCUGUCCCCUGUGCCAUCUUGCACUUCAACUGUACUCGUAGAUCACCAACUGGCCUGCUCCCAAGCCUUAUUGGCCAUUUUUCAAAGCAUAGCAGGCAGUGGGUUGUCUGUUCAAAAUAGUCACUGUGGAGUCCCGUGGCUGCAGUGGCUUCGGUUCUUUGCUUCUUUUUUCGUUUUAGUUUGUUGCAUUUCUCUGUAAACAAAGCCCCAGACAUUGCCAUUUUAGAGUCCUGCUUAAAAUUUGUAAUUUACAGGUCACAAGCUUAGAGAGACUUUUACUCCAAGUCUUUUGCACACCUUAACCUUUGUAAAUGCUUUUCUCAUAAAAAAAAAAGUAUUUUUAGUUAGGCACUCGUAGUGGAGGGUUCUGCUAUGGUAUUUUAAUGGUAUAUGUGAUGUAGAUGAGGCAUGGUUACAGGAUUGUGUUGGAAUUCACGGUUGUCAUCAGGUUUUUUGAAAAUGUCAUUGCUUAUGUCAUGACCUCAUUUAGUUUCACUACAUCAUUGCCAGGCUUGCUUGGAGCACAGUGGAGAAUUGACAAUAGUAGAGAAUGUCAGGUUUUAUUUUCGGAAACAUUACAUAUGGCGGAACACAGGCUGAAAAAAUGCUUGCAUUCCUUACAAAAUUUGGCCAUCACUAAAUGUGCAGACAUCUUUAGUUAGUGCAGAAGUGGUGCUGCUAGGGAGCAGCACAGAAUUGUCUUUCCAAAAAACUAUGGCGCAAGAUUUCUUAUAAAAAGUUGAUUAAAUGCAUGAAAAGGGCAGUGCUAGCCUUUAUUCAGUUCAGCCUUGCAUGUGGCUGUGGUGUUUUGUCGCCACUCUUGCAGCACUUGCAUGUGAUGUCUGUUGAGCACAUUUUUUUCUUAUGUGCAUAUUUAAAUGAAGCACUUUCUACCUUUAGGAUUAAUUCUUUUAUUUCAUAUAAGAACAUGUUUACAUUGGGGGGGGGGGGGGGACAAGAAAAGCAAUGUUUUUUUUAUUAAUAUAUUAUUUCUUUCUUUAACUUUCCCACAAAUGUAUCAUAGCUUCACAUCCCUUUGAACCUAAAACGUAGCUGCUUCUCAGCAUUCAAUAUAGAACUUGUUGUUGGUGAGUAACAGCAUCUUUGUUUGAAAUUAGUGGGCUUUUAUCCCUUCUUCAAAGAAGAAUGUUGUGAUGCUUUACAGUAGCGGUUUUUAAAGCUUCUGGGAAAAUGUAAUAGUAUGUGUAGGUUGCAGAAUGUUCAGGCAGCUUUUUUUUAAACUUCAGAAGCUCAAGUGCCAAGCCCUCUGAGUGAGAAAGUUUGCUCUUGGCUGCUCCCUGUCUCGUAGUGUUUUUGUAAGGCACCAUACGGAAAGACUGCAUCGAAUUUGUACGAGUAAGUUUUAACAGAGUGUACUUCCCCAGUAUUUUGUCUAAGCCAAAGACUCUGCUUUUACAUGAUGCUAAGCCAUCUUGUGAUUCUUGGUGGUGGUUCCGUCAAGUGUCCUGAUCAAGCAAAAGGUUGUGUUUUCAUAUGCCUUCCAGGCUGUGAAUGAAGAUUAGCCACGUUCAGCUUUGUACUAUGGCAGCUGGUUUGCAGAUUACGUUAACGAGUUUUGCAUGAAUGUAUGAGGAUUAAUGUGCUCACACACUAUCUUGUGCAUUCUGUUUAUUGUGUGUGCGCACACUGGUACAUAACCUUAUAAUUUUUCAAGGCACCUAUGAGUCGUUUAUUUCUUUUUCUGUGGUGUUUUAAUUGCUGCAUGAGGAAAAUUCUUGGGUCACUAGCAUUACGUAAACCUGCUAAUAUUCAUGCGCACAUGGGCCAAAUAUUGGCCGAAUUCUAUUUCUGAUAAUGUGUUUGUUCUUUUUGUUCAUUGUGAUUGUCUUGGGCACUGCAUCGCUGGCAUCGCUGCCAGAACUGGCGUGAAAGCUGGUAACAGUGGAAUGGAAUCAAGUGAAGAGAACCUUUGUGUUAUUUUGGAGCUGCUUAACCUGUUCUAGACUGUUCUCCUCACAGAUACACAAAUCAACGUAGAAUGCUUGUCACCUUGUGCAACAUGUACUCUUCAUUUCUAGUGGUUUAUGUCCAGAAUCACCAGAAACUGGUGCAAAAAAUAAUGAGCCUCUAGAGUGCCUUGUGUUGCUGGAAAAUGAUGUCCAAACCUUAACUACACUAUGUGCUGGCAGACCAAACAUAUGUUUGUAUAGAAUCGUUUGUGUUUAGAUAAUUUGGUUGGAGGCUGGCCAUUUUUCUUUGUGUAUAAGUGUUUGGUCACUGCCUCCAUAUUUUGAGGUCUGUAUGCAGGACCGCUGAGAGGACAAGAGAGGUGUGCUUCUUAGGGAUACAAACAUUGUUCAUUAAGCUAGUCAUUGAGCAGUCGAUGUAGCCGAAAGGCCCCUGAUAUCUUUCCUGAUGAAACUUGCAAAGUAGAAACUGUCCGAAAGAGUACAAUAUAAUAUAAGAUGGAAGUCAAAGCUUUUCGGUAGAGUUUCAUAGUUGCAUGUAAACGAUUUUAUGCUGAGCCUAAGCUGUCUGCCCUACUGCUUAUAUAUGCCUUGGUGGCUCUGCAAGACUAUGCACAGUGGCAGUUCCUUAAUGAAAAACACAGGCAACUAGAAGAGAGUAUUUAUGUCUAUUCCUACAGUCGCAAGUAUUAUUUUGCACACUUGAUUGCCAGCUAUUGGUGGCAUUUAACAGUACAAAUAAUAAGAGGCUUUGCAACUUUGCACAACCAUUGUUUGAUUUCCCUUGCAGUUAUACAUGCACUGCGGGAAAAUGUAGAUACAGAGCACAAAAGUGAGUUGUUGGCUGGGUCAAACGUAUGAGUAGACAAACUUGAAUAUCUAGAAGGUGCUGUAAAAGUAAAUGACUCGUCUCUCCCUGGUUAGCUGGGAAGGCAGCAAAGUGCAGAUAGCCUAUUUUAUGUUAAUAUUGCAUGAAGCCAUUAUGUAAUUUGUAUGUGCACUCUUGCUUCACUUGCAUAUCUUGAAAAGUACAGCAAAAGUACUAGAAUAUUGUGGCCUGUUAGGUAGCAGCUGUGUGAAACACUUGCUGUAUGGAAAAAAGAAAGUGUUCUCAGUCUUGUCAAGUUUGGCCCGUAGAUAUCGGUGGCUGAAGUGCAAGUGCAGUCGGAACUUUUAUUUAUAAUUUAUAAUUUAUUUAUAUGAAAAUUUGGUGUGCAUUAGCAUCAGACCUUUCUCUGCGUACAAUAAGAAGGGGUUGAGAAGGACUUGCGUCACCGAGUGCUUCAUCUGUGCUAGUAAUGUCCUUGUGUUUUAAAUAUUCACACUAUGAUAUAUGAUGCAGCUCAUUUGGUAAGCUGCUGAGCUGGUUUAACUAGGAACAGCUCCAACUGCACACAAUUUCUAACUGCAUUGGACACAUGUGAUUGUGAGCUUGAGUGCUAUUAAUCAUUACUGUUGCACUUACAUGCCUAACAUCCCACACUGUUCACAUCAUUUGUCAUGAAUUUAACAUAUUACAGUGUCUGAUAAGUCUUAAGCCCCAUGCCGAAUGUGUAACAGGCAUCACUGACCUUGUUUUGUCACUAGCUUUGUUUUGUCUCAGGAAAAAAAAAACAGGAAUCCACAGUACUCUGCAUAGUUGUAGUUAACACUGAACCUUUGUUAUAUUGCAACAGAUGACUGUAAAUGCUUUUCAUAAUAAUGCAUCUUCUUGCACUGUCUCUGUAAUCAUACAUACUCACGCAUUUGUUUAAAACCUCCUCACUGCCAGUGUCUACAUUUCUGGACAUCAAGGUUAAGGUUUCAUACUUUUGAGUCACUCCAAAAUUCAAUCCUCUAGCACCUCAUAGAGCACACAUAUGACAUAUAGCAUGCUGGCUCAGGUGUAAUAAUCUUUUAUGGACCAGUACCGUUCAUGGGCAUUAGAGUAUGGUUUGAUGAUUGGUCUGCACUAAUGUGGACUUUGGCAGUGACAAGGUUGUAAAAACGAGGAAACAGCUUCUUUCCAGGGCAGUCAUUUGAAAUACAUAACGAAGGUGUGAUUUGUGCCAACUUCGUAUUGUGAGGUGAAAAUUUUUUUUUGGAUGGAGCAUGAUUAAUGGCAUUCCACAAAUGUAAUAAGUUGAAUCUCGAUAUAACUAACACAGAUAUAGCCGAUAAUUUGAAGUAAAUCUAUACUUUUGUUGGCCAUGCUUUAUUUCAGAGUAUUCUACUGCUAUAACGAAAUGCCAAAUUCAGAGGUCAUAUUGGUUACAGGAGCAAGUAUUUUUCUCACAGCUUAGAAUGUGGAUUGUGCUAGCAAAAAUGUCAGCAAGAGCAAACAGCACAUUCUAGAUGUGCAUGUGUGUUUUGGUCAGCAGCAUGGCUUGGCUUCUUGAAGUUUGGAAGCUAAUGUUCCGUUUCUGAGUGACCACACCAAUCACAUGGUUAUGUAUAUUAAUGAUGGUGCAAAGUGCAUUUAUAAUUUUGCAUUGUUCACAUGCUACGUAUUGGCACGGUAUGCUGCUGACAUGCCGUAAAGGUUGGUAGGAGACCUUUUACUGACCAUCAGAGGCAUAACAUUUGCACUUCCAUUGCAUAGACCCAAUCAUAAUUCUUUUCACCUAUGCCAGUGUGUACACUUCUUACGAAUAUAGGAUAUAACGAAGAUAUUUGUGUCAGAUGUGACUUUGUUAUAAUGAGGUUAGAUUUUAAGUGAUGUAAGGGUGAGCAUUGGUUUUGUGACCAUGUCAACUUUUUCGUAGUUCAUGCCAUGUGGUUUAUAACACAUUGUGAUGACCUGAUGUCUUCUCUUGCUUCCUGCACCAGGUGUUUUGUUUAACUCCUGUUUCGCUCUACUAAAUGUGGUGAACUUUUGUUAUGGGAACUACCGAGGUUGAUGCCGUUUGUGCUUUUUGUAAUCUUUCCAAUCCGUCCUAUCGAGAUGGCUUCACUCUUAUUCACUGUUGGCCGUUUUACGGCUUUAAAACUUCUCUGCAGCAAUCAUUUAAUAUAAGUGCUUGACAGCCUCGAUUAUCCCUCCUUUGUACUUUGCACACACGAAGUGCCAGCAUGUGUCUUUUGUCUUAGUGUGACAGUCAUCCUGAAAUAGAGCUGCUUAUUUUGUUAGCGACAGCAUAGUUACUGGCCUCCACAAAACAUUCAAAAUUCCGGGUCUCAUUUUGAAGAAUGAAAACCCGCAUUCUUUUAAUCUUCGUGCUUAAACGCAAAUCUCAACUGGAUAUUGGAGCUGAUUUGGCAUCUUUGCAGCCACUGCUUGGCAACAUGAAGUAGGACUCGUUCACCUGAUUAUCAGAUGCGUUUAUUUCUUGCUGGAACCAAAUGAAGGAAUUACAGGGCCUGCAUGUCUAUGACCUUUUUGUUUGAGUUGGCUCACCAAUGCAUGCAUGUUUGCAAAAUAUGUAGACAUUGACUGCACAUAAGGUUGGUAGUUGAGAAGUAUAGCUCUAAAAAUCCUGGGCUCUUGGUACAACAUGCAGCACAAGAGCACUGCAUCCACAGUUGGUUCCAACUUGUAUGUGUAUGCCCAGUCAUGCUGUGCCAGCAAUGGGUAGUACGUAAGGACCACAUUUCUAAUAUGUUUCAGCUAGUCAUAAAAAAUGUAAUUGCAGGCAGAGAAAAAGAAGUUACUGGCAGUAGUGCUUCAUAGAACUCUAUUUCCCUUGUGCAAAAUAGAACUUACUAGAGGCUGCUAGUUAGGCUGCUUGCCCUGUCUUAACGUGCCUUUGCGAAACUUGGUUCUGGAAGAAAAUGUUUUUAGAGUAGUUUCUUCAAACCUUCCUAAGGUGAUUUAGUGGCACCACCUAGAGCAACAUCAGCUGUUGACCAGUUGCACUGUAUCACUUGUCUUUGCUUUUUUUGAAAAGUUGCCUGUGUCACCUGCUAAUGGUGCAUCUGUGCACUUUGCUACUGAAAGGAAUUUCAAAUGGAGUGCCUAGAGUAUUUGGAGAGAAGAGCUUCAAAUAAGAACAUGGCCAGGCUUGCAUGUCGGAUAGGCUUGCAUGUGGAUUUGCCAAACACAGUGGAGGAUUUGCUGGAACAGUACCAUGGCAUCAUCUGUCACUGUAGCGGUGAAAAAAAGUGCACACAGUGUUUUGCUUGUAAUCUAUGGUGUUGCUCUAACAAUGACAGAUGGCACAACCAUUCUGUUCGUGUAAAUUCUACACUAUUUGCCAGCAUCGUCGUAGGCCAACACAUACUUUAUUCUGAAUGAAUGAAACCGGCAAGUAAUACACCAAGACAUGAUAUUAAAAUGCAUCCACCAUGAAAUGCCUCUUCUGUGUGAAGUUUGAGUGCAAGUCAGCCAGGCGAUUUAUUAAGUAGAGUAAUGUACACCUGCAGUCACAUUUAGGCAACAUAUUGUCAAUACAAGGGCAAGGAGGUGAGGUCUUAAUGGUGUACAGGCGAUGUUCUUGUUCUUGAAGCUCUCAUGAAUACAACCGCUAAUGCCUUUUCUUAUGUCAGUGUUACUGUGCCGUUGUGCGUCAAAUUAAUGCGCUAGAAAAAAUAUAUGGCAGAGUGCUGCCCCCUGUUAGGUGCACAUCAUAGUGCCCUGUGAGCUGCAAUGCAUUUGACGCCGUCUAGUCAUGGAGUUACCACGACCCCUCUUAAUCAUGGUUGAGUGGUCUGUGCUAUGCAGUAUAUUGUCUGCGAGAUUGUUUAUCUGCUCUGUUGGACGUGUGUAGCCAUGGCUGGUACAAUGCACCCUUUCUGUGGCUAUUGUAUUUUUUUUAUUAUUUCUUUUGCUUGAAUAAAGUUCAUUUCGUCCGCGUU